Molecule: messenger RNA, 528 nt
Organism: Nematocida minor
Lineage: Eukaryota; Fungi; Microsporidia
Exons: 1
Coding region: 1-528 (175 amino acids)
Biological process (GO): cell redox homeostasis; hydrogen peroxide catabolic process; response to oxidative stress
Cellular component (GO): cytosol
Molecular function (GO): thioredoxin peroxidase activity
Source: RefSeq, a predicted model, not a curated record
AUGGUCUUAUGCAUAGGAGAUUCAAUCAAGAAGACAGUGUUCAAAUGCUACUCAGAACAAGAGAUUAAAGAGAUAGACAUCUCUGCAUAUUUUGAUAAAUUAGUAAUUCUAGUCUUUUACCCUUUAGAUUUUACAUUUGUGUGUCCUACAGAGAUACUUGGCUUCAGCAAGAACAAAGAGCUGUUCCAGAAAGAAGGCGCGGUUGUUCUUCUCAUCUCCUGCGACAGCGUGUACUCGCACAAGGCGUGGAUGGAGACCACCUCUCCUGGAAAUAUUUCUGAGAACACUCUUCCUCUGCUUUCUGAUGCCAGCGGAGAGCUUUCCCGAAGCCUGGGAAUAUUUGUGGAAGAGGAGGGAAGGUCAAGAAGAGCAACUAUUAUUCUACAAGACGGAAAAAUAAUAUACAAACUGGUCCACGCAGACCCCAUAGGAAGAUCAUCACUGGAGGCUCUUCGGGUUAUUAAGGCUAUUAACUUCCACACGAAGUAUGGAGAUGUGUGCCCUCUGGACUGGGACAGCAAGGAAUAA